AUGCGAGAGCCGGGGUACUAUGAGGGACGUGACGACUCGGGGACUCCGGGCGGAGACGGAGGAUACCACGAAGGCGGCAGCGGCGCGGAGCCCCACACGGAGAGACGGGGACGGGACGAGGAGGUUCAGCCUCUUAGCGACGCGGAGACUCGGCGGCGGCGGCGCCUCGGGAUGUCAGCGACGGCGCCUUACGCCGGUGGGCAGAGGCCCCACGCUAACGGACCCUAUCAGAACUCUUCGCCUGUGCAAGGACAGCAGGCAACGCCACCUCCAGGCACCUUUCACCUGCCAGCGGACGGCAAGCACGCGCCCCCUCCUGCCAUGCCCGGGUUUCCCCCGUACAAUCCCAUGGGCGGCCACCCUGCCACACUCAACCCUAGCAACUUGGCGACCCUACAGCCACCCCGGCUGUCUCCCAUACCCAACAGCCUUCCGCCGACAGCGCCCAACAGCACAGGGGGCCACCACCACGCAGGAGGCGGUUCGGGCCCACCCUCAAACCGGAGCUCACCCAUGAUGACUCGGGUGUCUCCAAUGCCUGGCACGUGCCAGCCAUUCCCUCCUCAGCUGCACCAGCAGCAGCCAUCGCCUGUCAACCACUGGGCACCGACGCCUGGGACCAGCAUGAACCACAUGUCUGGCCCUCGGCUUGGGCCGGCGAAUGGACCUUUGGGGCCUGCAGGGAUGUCGGGGAACGGCUACGUUCCUGCUCAAGGUGGUCAGGGGCAUCAGAUGGGUGGUUCCCAGCCCAUGCCUACUUACAUGUACACGCAACCCAUUAGCCACGAGUACGGGUCGGCAUCAUCGGCGGUGGCUCCGCCACCUCCGCCUCACAACAACAACACCAAUGUCACCGCUGGCCCAGCGCAGCAGCCUGGGUUCAAUCCCAGGCCAGGGCCUCCCCCGACUUCAGGCAGCCAGAGUGCUGGGCUAUAUCAGCCGCCUGGAUCGCACGCGGCUGCUGCGCCGUACCCCGCACCACGUCCAGGUACUUGA
Petromyzon marinus (sea lamprey) is the source of this 996-nucleotide messenger RNA. NCBI's taxonomy places the organism in Eukaryota, Metazoa, Chordata, Hyperoartia, Petromyzontiformes, Petromyzontidae. The record is from RefSeq and is a predicted model, not a curated record.